Papilio machaon (common yellow swallowtail) is the source of this 748-nucleotide messenger RNA. RefSeq lists its product as uncharacterized. The record is from RefSeq and is a predicted model, not a curated record. Lineage: Eukaryota; Metazoa; Arthropoda; Insecta; Lepidoptera; Papilionidae. The transcript is spliced from 5 exons. The coding region runs from base 11 to 694 and encodes 227 amino acids.
CGUUUUGCAGAUGACAGAGGUAGAGGGCGGUGCGGCGCUGGCGUGGCGACUGCUGGCAACACUCGAGGGCGGCUCCUUGCUUUUGGUCACCUCCGCACUGCUGGCGUACACAGCUCGGUCCAAAGAAGCGGCCCGCCACAGGAUACCAGUUAAAAAUGUUCUAAUAACCAAUAACACAAGCACAUUAGGACAAGAAAUAACUAAACGACUAAUAGCGCGCGGCUGUACCGUUAGCACAGCGACAAGUACAGCGACAAGCGAAGCGAUUUCUGUUAAAGCCGACGCGUUGGUGGUAAUAGGGGCUGAAAUGAAAGAAAGUGGCUUGGAUGGCAUUACACAAUUAAUUACUGAGGAUGUAUAUUAUAAUAUAAAGUUAUUAGAGAGCUUGUCACCGUUGGUCCGCGCGGGCGGGUGUGUGGCAUGGGCUUGUGCUGGCGCGGCGGGCGGAGACUUUAGCGGUGCGACCAGCGCAUACGACGCCGUGCUCAAGGCCAGCUUGCAACAUAUUGCAAGAAAUCAACACUGUGAGCCAAUCUGGACGGAUCGAUGUGAGGAUUGCGAAGUGGCUGCGGAGCGAAUGGUCGCCUCGCUUUUGCCUUGCGCCGGUCCACAAUCAAUAACAACAUUCUCACUCAGAAAUGCGGUUCGGAAGCUCAGCGAAUAUAUUGGAAGAUGGCUCAAGAUUGUAUCGUGAGACUGCUCAAGCACAUGUGAUAAUUUAUCCGUUUUAAGAUAUUUCUAUACGAAG